This is a messenger RNA of Trametes versicolor FP-101664 SS1, 1185 nucleotides long. RefSeq lists its product as uncharacterized. NCBI's taxonomy places the organism in Eukaryota, Fungi, Basidiomycota, Agaricomycetes, Polyporales, Polyporaceae. The record is from RefSeq and is a predicted model, not a curated record. The transcript has a single exon. The annotation marks the transcript as partial.
AUGAUAUCUUGCCUCUCGUUCUAUUUGAUUUGCGCAUAUUUGUCUAUUGCGUUCGGAGACCCUCUUGUUUCGUUUGGGGGUAAGCAUGUAAUAGUUGCCGGCGAUUUUGGACAGCUGCCGCCACCUGGUGCUGGGCAUUUAGCUUUAUACAGUGACAGCGUCGGUGCGUGGUCUUCCUCCCUGUCUUUGAAAGGUCAAAUGAACGUAAUAGGACAGGCCCUUUGGCACCAGUUUACAACCGUAGUCAUCUUGCGCCAGAACAUGAGGCAGUCUGGGUUGAAUGACGGUGACAAGCGCUACCGAAAGGCGCUCGAGAACGCUCGCAUGAAGGAUUGCGAUUCCCACGACAUCGCGCUCUUCCGCUCACGCAUUGUUGGCGUAUCCUCUAAGUCUCCUGCCCUACAUCCCCCUGGAAGUGAACCUGUGUCGGUGAUAACCGCGCUGAACUCGCAUCGCGACGCCGUAAAUGAAGUGGGCUCGCAAUUACUGUCUCAAUCACUAGGACUAGAACUCGAGGAAUUCUACUCCCUGGAUUCCUGGGCUCCUGACAAGACCGAAUCCUCAGUCCGUGCCACGCAGCGUGCGCAAGAUCGCUCCAUAAAUCCGGUACGUUCUACAAACAACGUUGGCGUUCACAUGCAGGAGCUGCUCUGGUCGUUGUCUCCCUGUUUCACGGACCACCAGGCAGGUGUUCUGAGACUUUGCCGCGGACUUCCCGUCCUGCUGAAGAACAACGAGGCGACCGAGCUUUGCGCGACGAACGGUGCGGAGGCCGUAGUUGUAGGUUGGGACUUCCAUGUCCGCACCGACGGACACAAAGUGCUUGACACAUUAUUUGUUAAGCUGCACAAUCCGCCACAGCCAGUGCAACUGAGCGGCCUUCCCCCCAACGUGAUUCCCUUGGCCCGUUUUAAGCAGCGCAUUGAGUGCAAAUUGCCUUUCGGUGACCGGCCCACUGCUUACAUUCAACGGGAACAGGUCAUGAUUCUGCCGAACUUUGCGAUGACCGACUUCGCAUCCCAGGGACGCACUCGUGCAUUCAACCCGGUCCAUCUGUCGCACUGCCGUACUGCGCAAUCGCUAUACACCUGCCUGUCUCGCAGCUCUUCGUUAGCAGGUCUCGUGAUUCUAGAGGGUUUCAAUGCUCGUAAACUUACAGGUGGGUUACCCACUCCGCUCAAACGA